AUGGCGUCCAACAAGCUCGGCAAGAUGAUCAACUACCGGAUGCGCGUGACCCUGCAGGACUCGCGACAGCUCGUCGGCCAGAUGCUCGCCUACGACCGACAUAUGAACCUCGUUCUGGCCGACACUGAGGAAUUCCGCCGCAUCAAACGCAAGAACAAGACGGCUGCUCCCGGAGGCGCACCGGUGGGCCAGACCAUUGUGCAGGAGGAGAAGAGGACACUUGGCUUGGUGAUUGUUCGUGGAGCACACAUCAUCUCCCUGACCGUCGAGUCGCCUCCUCCCGCCGAUCCUAGCGCUCGAUUGGGCAAGGCCACCACCGGCGGCAUUGCUUCGACUCUUCAGGCCGGCCCUGGCGUUGCUCGACCUGCCGGGCGUGGUGCCGCGGCCCCGAUUUCUCUCGCCGGCCCGGCUGCUGGUGUUGGUGGAGGCGCUCCCCCUCCAGGAUUCCCAUCCUUCCCUGGAGCCCCCGGUGCUCCUGGAGCUCCUGGCUUUGGAGGACGAGGCGGCCCCCCUCCUGGAUUCCCUGGCCAGUUCCCUCCCCCCGCGGGUUUCCCAGGUGCUCCAGGCUUCCCUGGCGCGCCUGGAUUCCCUCCCGGCGGCCCUCCUCCCGGCUUCCAGCCUCCUCCUCGACGAUAA
Trichoderma aggressivum f. europaeum is the source of this 636-nucleotide messenger RNA. RefSeq lists its product as uncharacterized. Gene Ontology annotation, cellular component: U2-type prespliceosome; U2 snRNP; catalytic step 2 spliceosome. The transcript has 3 exons. NCBI's taxonomy places the organism in Eukaryota, Fungi, Ascomycota, Sordariomycetes, Hypocreales, Hypocreaceae. Gene Ontology annotation, molecular function: RNA binding. Gene Ontology annotation, biological process: mRNA splicing, via spliceosome. The record is from RefSeq and is a predicted model, not a curated record. Bases 1 to 636 code for a protein of 211 amino acids.